UUGGGACCUGGCUCUCUGUUUGCUGUUGGCCUGGAUCAUCUGCUACUUCUGCAUCUGGAAGGGAGUCAAAUCUACAGGCAAGGUGGUGUACUUCACAGCAACGUUCCCCUACCUGAUGCUCUUCAUCCUGUUUAUCCGAGGUGUGACUCUACCAGGAGCUGGAGAGGGCCUAAAGUACUAUCUCUGGCCUCAAAUGGACAAGAUCUUGGAACCUGGGGUGUGGCGUGAUGCAGGGACCCAGGUGUUUUUCUCCUACGCUGUAUGUCAAGGGGUCCUCACCUCUCUGGGCAGCUACAACAAGUACAACAACAACUGUUACAAGGAUUGCGUGGCACUCUGCAUUCUCAACAGUGCCACCAGCAUCUUUGCUGGAUUCGCCGUGUUCUCUGUACUGGGAUUCAUGGCUCACUCACUCGACGUGGACAUGAAUGAAGUUGUUAAAGGAGGUGGGCCUCUUUCCUCCACAUCCCCCUCUUCCUCCUCCUUCCUCGUCUUCAUCCCUUUUUCAAAGUCACACUCCUUACUGCAGAGGUCAAGUUUGUCAACACCUUGAUAUAGAAUGAGAUUCCUUAAUUUCUGUUAUAUAUCGUGUGAAGCUGGGAUCUCCAACUCUGGUCCUAAAAAUGUACUAGGUGUGCAGAUAUUUGUUCUAGGUGUGCAGACAUAUUUGAUCAAACAAAUUGUGGUCCAGACUGAAGCCUAUAAUUAGUUGAUGUGGAAUAGGUAUGUUAGUGCUGGGGCGGAACAAGACUCUGCAUUCCCAGUCUCUCCCAGUAGAGAUGGAGAAGCCUGUGCUAUAGGUACGAUACUGCUCACUGUCAUAACCAAUAAUGGCCACAAGAGGGCCCUUCAGCCCAAUGUACCACACCAUAAAACCUCUAUCUCAACUGGUCUCCUCCACACAACAUUAAGCCGGUGAUAUUUACCUGCAAAUAUGAAUAAACUAAUGUGUGUGUGUGGGCUGUU
Salvelinus fontinalis (brook trout) is the source of this 966-nucleotide messenger RNA. RefSeq names its product sodium- and chloride-dependent GABA transporter 2-like. The transcript is spliced from 4 exons. Gene Ontology annotation, cellular component: membrane. Gene Ontology annotation, biological process: sodium ion transmembrane transport. Lineage: Eukaryota; Metazoa; Chordata; Actinopteri; Salmoniformes; Salmonidae. The coding region runs from base 116 to 553 and encodes 145 amino acids. The record is from RefSeq and is a predicted model, not a curated record.